Messenger RNA from Dreissena polymorpha, 3427 nucleotides. Its product is annotated as tyrosine-protein kinase JAK2-like. Bases 210 to 3128 code for a protein of 972 amino acids. The transcript has 15 exons. Gene Ontology annotation, biological process: cell differentiation; hemopoiesis; cytokine-mediated signaling pathway. The record is from RefSeq and is a predicted model, not a curated record. Gene Ontology annotation, molecular function: non-membrane spanning protein tyrosine kinase activity; cytokine receptor binding; ATP binding. Gene Ontology annotation, cellular component: cytosol. Lineage: Eukaryota; Metazoa; Mollusca; Bivalvia; Myida; Dreissenidae.
GUAUUCAAUACAAGUAUUUGUAUAAAGUACAUAAAUAUAUAUAUAUAUUUGAUUAAUAAUUUACAGUUCACCCGACAAUUUACAUCAUUACUAAAACGAAACAAGAUAUCGAAAGCGAAACUAGAAAACACAAGAAAGAGAGAGUUUGGCAGCCUAUUAAUCGGUCAAUCAUGUUGCGAAAAAGAAACAAGUAGAAGAACUAUGAUCCCAUGGAUAGCGGCUCAGGUUCCUCAUUUACCAGCAUGAGUUUUCAAGUGAGUGUGUAUGGGCCUGAUAGGGAAUGCAUGAAGAUUGAUGUCAACACUUCUGACACAUAUGAAGAAGUAUGUGAAGCAGUUGCGGAAAGGUUAGACAUUCCACCUGUUAUGUUUAACUGCAGUGGACUGUGUGUCUUGGAUGGGGAACAGAAACGAUUCCUUUGGUUGCCUCCAACUAAAAAUGACAUUCAUUCACGCAACGAUGUGUAUUUUCGAAUAAGAUUCCUUCCACAUGAAGCUUAUAUUGAUGUUUUGGAAAGAAAAUAUUCACCAUGCUUUCAGUAUUUGUUCUAUCAGGUAAAAUGGGAUUUUUUGCAUGAAUGUUUGAGUUAUUACAGAGAUCACAAAAAAGCAAGUGAAGCCAGAGGGGCAGGUACUUUUUUGUUGGCGACGAGUGUCAGAAUCUGGGCAAAGGAAAACAAUCAAGAAGAAAACUGCAAAGAGUUCUUAGAACAGUAUGAUCUAAAAAUGUUUUUACCUAAAUGUGUUCUGAAAAGUUUUUUUGAUAGAAUAAUGGUAAAGUCUCCCCUCAUAGAAAAGGCAAAUGAGUUGCUAAAAGACAAACAGUUACACCCUGCAGAAACCUUCAAGAAGUAUUUUGUUAAAGACAUUAUAUCAAAAAGUAACAAGUUCUACAGUAUAGAAGAAUACAGAUGCUGGAAAUUGAAUUUUGAAUACAAGGAAGUGAAAGAAAAUGACACAUCUGGAAAACCCCAAACACCCCAGCUUCAAAACUCAGAAAAAGAAGAGGUUCUACUGAAAACAGAGUUUAAAGGAUUUAAUUCGCAGAUUACUUUUGCGACUAAGAUUCCAUGCAGGAUAGAGACAGUACUUAAAGUAGAGUAUGACAUAUUGGACUUGGAGGGUAUUGCAUGGCACAAAGUCACAAUUUUAGCCCAGGGUGUUCAAGAGGAACUGUUCUUCCAAGACAAGCUGGAGAUGUAUUCAUUCCUGACAGCUGUUGAGAAGUGCUACUGUCUAUUUGUUGACUUCUAUGGAAAUAUAUGUCAUAGUGUACGCUCACCGACAACUUCUGAUGUUCGCUCACCGACCACCUCUGAUGUACGCUCACCGACAACCUCUGGUGUACGCUCACAGACAACAUCUGAUGUACGCUCACCGACAACCUCUGAUGUACGCUCACCAGCAACUUUAAAGUUAUACCGACUGAGAGUGCAUGGGCCUGUUUCAAAAGAUUUUUUGAAGAAGAAACUGGAGAAUUAUCCGGAUUGUGGGCAGAAGUAUGCAAUAAGAAUGAGCUUGGACAAGUACGGUUCCUAUGAUGUUUUUUACCUGAAGAAUAAAGGAGAUAAGCUGUAUGGGUGGUCAACUGGCAAGGUUCUUCAGACUCCAGAUGGCUACACAAUCGAAAACUCAAAUAUUGCAGCUGUGACCGACUUGAAAACAUUAUUAAAACAAUAUAUCAGCUCUCUAAAAUCUAUUCCAAGCGACUGCACACGGAUUAAACCGCAACAGUUUGAAGGUUGUGACGAGAUUAAGAGAUACCUGUUGGAUAUGGUGCAGCUUCAGAACAGUGAGGCAAUCGAAGAUGAUGAGCAGACUCGUAGGCGGCUAGAACAUGCCCCCAAAGUGUACCUGAAGAAUCAGGUUGUUAUAGGGGAUGAGAUAGAGUUUGGCUAUUUUACUGAGGUGAAGAGGGCUUUACUGAAUGAAGAACAGGUGAUAGUGAAGAUGUUAAAACAACUUCCUGCUAUAAAACAGAACCAUCAGGAGUUGCAAGAAGCACUGAUGGAAAGUGUGAGCAAGCUUAUGGAAUGGGACUCAGCCAAGUUCUUUGUGGGUUUUCAUGGUAUUUGCCUUAUGCCAGAGCCCAGCAUCCUGAUGAGUGGAACCAGCUUCUGCAGCCUGAAGCAGUUUCUCUUGUCAGAAAGAACUGACAUGCCUCAACUGAAGCUCGAGCAUUUGAUGCAGGUCCCUUUUUUCCUUGUGGACGCACUCAUUUACAUGGAGAAGAAGAAAUGUUACCAUGGCAACAUCAACUGUGAUAAACUUGUUGUGGAGAGAUUUGAUAACAUGGUACUGAAACUUACUGACCCUGGAAUGGUUACUAUUAGAAACAAGCUGCCAUUAGAUCAUGCCCUAAAUGUGGAAAGGUUGCCAUGGCUGGCUCCAGAGCGAAUUAAGCAUCUCUCCCAUGUCACAGUGCAAUCUGAGGUCUGGGCCAUCGGUACAACACUGUGGCAGAUGUUUUCUGGUGCAAGGAACCCGAGUGCUGAAAUUCAGGAUAAGCUGGGCAAGGCAAGGUCUACUACUUUGUCAGAUUGUGAGGUGGUACAGUUUUUCCAAGACAACAAGGGUUUUAGUUGCCCCAAAUAUUUGAAGCCAGAGCCUGGUGACCCAAAUCCGGUUUUGGUUAUGAAGGACAAGUUUUACCAAGCCAUACUUCAUUGCUGGACGAUAGAUAGUGAGGACAGACCAAACCCUACCAUGCUGCUGAGAACCUUUAAUGAAAUCUGUCAGAGCUAUGGUUCUAAUAACCACAUAAACAGCAGCCUGGACUACACUGAAGUCGAUGUUGAACAAAGGGUGUCUGAGAGUAGUGGAAGUAAAAAGAGGGAUGUUCCAGACAUUUCUGCUCUUACUGGCCAUGUAUCCGAAAAUCACUCGUUGCUGCUGCAUUCCCAAUUGGUGGCAGAAAGCCCUCCAAAUGAAGCAGCAGGUAGUGAGCUGGCCCCUGCAGUCCUCUCCCAGAAACAAUCAGAGAACAGGGUUAUCCAUUGUAAACAAACGUCUUGUGACCUUGGAACAUUGCCUGAGGUUCCCAGGCAACGGCAUACAAUACUGCCCACACAGUUGGUGGUAGAUAUAAAAAAAGAACUGGGAAAAGUAAGUGGUAAAGGGUUGCCAUGAUAACUUUUUCUUGCCUGACAAAGAUUAAAAAAAAGAAGACACAGUUUCUACAAAGUCUUAAUAGGAAAUGUGUUGUCAUAUGAAUAUAUGAACAUAAGAAAAGAAUUCGGAAAUAAUUCAGAGCAUGGACCAAGACUGAAUGAAAAAACAUAUUUUAAAAGUUGUCUGUUGUGACUGUAAAAAAUAUAUUUAUAAAUAACUAUGAUGGAGAAUAGAAACCUAAUUUUAAGGUUUUGAGGAUAGAAGAAGGAUUGUUAGGAAAUAAUUUUACCAUAAAUUGGAUAAUUAAUGUCCAGGAA